Molecule: messenger RNA, 3041 nt
Organism: Sinocyclocheilus grahami
Lineage: Eukaryota; Metazoa; Chordata; Actinopteri; Cypriniformes; Cyprinidae
Product: dual specificity protein kinase Ttk-like
Exons: 23
Coding region: 114-2747 (877 amino acids)
Biological process (GO): protein localization to kinetochore; mitotic spindle assembly checkpoint signaling; peptidyl-serine phosphorylation
Cellular component (GO): nucleus; kinetochore
Molecular function (GO): protein serine/threonine/tyrosine kinase activity; protein binding; protein serine/threonine kinase activity
Source: RefSeq, a predicted model, not a curated record
AUAGGAACGCGCGUUUCGGGGGACGUCGCGAAUUUUGAAACGCUUGCUGAACAAAACAUUGGAUAAAUCCUAGCGUCAAAAUUACCUCCUUUCUCCGUCUCAGUUGUGCAGAGAUGGAUGAAGAGGAGAGCACGGAGAGACAGAUGCAGAUCGCCAUGCUGUGUCAGCGGCUGGCCAAGAUGAAGAAGUUAUACAACGAUGAUGAUACAGAUUACAUCAAUCAGGCCAUCAGCUCAAACUCACCCGACACCUGCCGGACGCUUCUGACCAAUCUGGAGAGGAAAGGCAAUCCUCAAACGGAUCCCAGCCUGCUCACUAAACUCAUCGACUGCUACACGCGUGUCUUUUCCAGCAUGCCGUUGGGCAAGUACAGUCAGAUAGAGAGCUACGCCAAGAUGCUGGUCAGAUUUGCAGAGUUGAAAACCAUCCAAGAUGUAAAUGAUGCACAGGCUAGUUUUGACAUAGCGAGAUCGCACUGUAAGGAUUUUGCCUUUGUUCACAUUGCUUAUGCUCAGUUUGAGCUUUUGCAAGGCAACUUUAAGAAAUGCACUUUGAUUCUUCAGAAGGCUUUUGAAAUGAAUGCUAAACCCAGGCGCGUUCUGGAGGCUGCCGUGAGGAAUCUAAACGCAGGCAAACGCCAGCUCCUCUCGCAUGAAGAUAAGGAGAACAUUUCAGUGUCUGCACAUGACGAUGCACACGAGUCUGUGAGAAGCAGCUCCAGAAGAUCAGACGGAACAUGUGACCUGCAGACCAGCAGCACUUUUCACCAGGGGAGGGAUCAGAAGUUCAGUCCACAAGAUGAGAACAUGCCUGUGUGGAGAGCAGGGUCACAACAAAGAAGAAGAAUAGCCAUGGCAGAAAGAGUUCCCAUGGUGCCUCUCUCUAUCCCUGAAAACGAGAGCAGUGAUUCUGACGGUGCUCAGAAACCAGAAGCUCCUGCUGCACACGGCGGUGCUUUCUCCAGGCAAACAAGUGGUUCAAAUGUCCGCUCCACAUUCCCAAUGUGUUCCUCAAAGAAAGGCACUCCAGACGGGGACUCCUACAGUCUAUUAAACCUGAAGCCUCCCGUGAUCAGUCCAGAUCAUCUGAGGGGAAACACUGAAGAGGGCGACACCAUCACAGCACUCCUACAAAGAGCAGAAAGAAAAGAAACGGCUAGAAUGGAAGAAACCACUGACAUCAACCAGCUCAUCAGCACAAACUCUCCUGAAAGUUGUCAGAUCUUCCUGAAAAACCUGCAGAAGAGAGGAGACCCUGGUUCAGACCCGGCGUUUCUUUCCAAACUCCUGGACUGCUACUCUAAAGUGUUUGCCAGGUUUCCUUUGGCAAAGCAUUGCAAAACGGAAAGCUAUGCUCGAAUGCUAGUGAGAUAUGCAGAGCUGAAAGGGAUUGAAGAUCCAGAAGACGCUCCGGAUCAUUUCAGUAUUGCCAGAUCGCACUGCAAAGCUUUUGCUUUUGUGCAUAUCGCCCAUGCUCAGUUUGAGCUCUCGCAAGGUAACUCGAGGAAGAGUAAUUUGAUUCUGCAGAAAGCGCUGAGCUCAAACGCACGGCCGGUUGAACUGCUGCAGACCGCCACCAGAAAUCUCAACUCUGGUAAAACUCAUCUGCUUCCGGCUGAGCACGAAGAGAACGCUGCAGUUUUCAGUGUAAUCGCUCUCGCUAGAGAUCUGUCUGUCUCUGAUCUACAGUCCACUGCAGUCGAGUGGUCCACCCCCGUCUCCGCUUUCUCAAACGAGUCCAUCACAAUCAAGGGCAAACAGUUCUUCAUUUUCAAGAUGAUCGGCCGCGGCGGGUCCAGUAAGGUGUAUCAGGUGUUUGACCAUAAGAAGCACGUGUAUGCUUUGAAGUAUGUGAAUCUAGAGGAGGCCGACGCUCAGGCUGUGGAAAGCUACAAGAAUGAGAUCGAGCACUUGAAUCAUCUUCAACAGUACAGCGAUCAGAUCAUUAAACUCUAUGACUAUGAGAUCACCAGCAGCUGCAUCUACAUGCUGAUGGAGUGCGGUCACCUGGAUCUCAACACCUGGCUGCGCAACCGCAAGUCCGUCAACCCUCUGGACAGGAAGUGCUACUGGAGGAACAUGCUGGAGGCUGUGCACACCAUCCACAGACACGGCAUCAUCCACAGUGAUUUAAAGCCAGCUAAUUUUGUGAUUGUGGAUGCUUCGCUGAAACUGAUCGAUUUUGGGAUCGCUAACCGUAUUCAGCCUGACGUGACCAGCAUCAUGAAGGACUCGCAGGUGGGGACUCUGAACUACAUGCCACCAGAGGCCAUCAAAGACACGUCCUCAAAUGGGAAGCCAGGGUCAAAGAUCAGUGCUAAAGGCGACGUGUGGUCUCUGGGAUGUAUCCUGUACUGCAUGACUUAUGGAAAGACUCCGUUCCAGAACAUCACCAAUCAGAUCAGCAAAAUCCAUGCCAUUAUAGACCCGACCCACGAGAUCGACUUCCCCGAUAUCCCAGAGAAGGACCUGCUCGAUGUGCUGAAGAGGUGUUUAGUUCGCAAUCCUAGAGAGAGGAUUUCCAUAGCAGAGCUCCUCGAUCAUCCGUACCUGCAGCUGCAACCUGCACCGGAGCCAGCAGAAGCGUGUGCCGGUGAUUUAAAGAAGAUCCUCAAUGAACUGGCGGCUCUUCAGUCUCCCAACAGCAUCGCCAGAGCUGCUAGUAACCUGGCCAAGAUGUGCAACAGCGGGAGGAAGUUAGAUGUUUCUGAAUGUGUGAAAACGUCCAGUCAGACGCUGUGGAAAUGACGAUGAAGCCUGCAGGACUCCAAACCACUCUUCCUGAACGCUCAGGAGCCGCCGAGACAAAUGUCUCGCACCUUAAACAAGCUGUCAGUCAAAACCGCGUUCACUAGCUGCUAUAGCGCUUCACACUUCCCUCGAGACGUGUUAAACACAUUCAUGUUUGUCCGUUUCUUCCUAACCGUUUCUGAUUUGAUUUGACUACAUGAUGUGAGCUAAGAAAGUGUACAUGACAAAUAAACACACCUUGUCAGGUAUAUUCCAAAUGUAGUAUUCUUUUGUUACAUAUAAUGCUGUUUU